Paramecium primaurelia is the source of this 427-nucleotide messenger RNA. The record is from the annotation of a GenBank genome assembly. NCBI's taxonomy places the organism in Eukaryota, Ciliophora, Oligohymenophorea, Peniculida, Parameciidae.
AUGUAACAAUUUGAUACAGAAUUUGGAAGAUUGUUUUAUUGCAUUUAUACAUUGCAUAAACGAUAACUUAUUAGUUAAGAAAGAAAAGGAAGAUUGAAAGGUUUCUACUUUUAUGACUGUAGAUUUGCUCAUAACAACAGAUGAUCGAAUGGCUCCUUUAUUAACUAAUUUGAAAUAAUAUAAUGAAUAAUAAGUGCAUGAACACUUAUUAAUGAUUGUAGAUUCCCCUCAUGAUACAAAUAUCAAAUAAGAAUCUGAACCUUCUGAUGAAAAUUAAUCAACCAAAUCCACUCGAACAUUAAGAAAUAUUAAACCAAAAAACAUUCAUAUUGAAAAGAGUACAUUCAAAUUGGCUGAAAAAAGUCCAGGCCCUUUGAGUACAAGAUCAUCAUAAAAAAGGACUUCAUCAUCCAUUAAAAAUUCUUGA